ACGCGCGCCGGUUGUUAUGGUUGCCGCUCCACUCCGGUCUAUUUUUCUUUUCCAACGAUAUUAUUGCUGUUUUGCUACUUUCAUCCUUACUUUUGAAAUGCGGAGGAUUGCUUUUGAUCAUACUGUCUCUGGAUUCUCUGCGUCGCUGUCAUCUGCUGCUUUGUUUUUCUUACCGGCAUCGGCUGGUUACGCUAGCUGUUUCAGUUACCGACCCACCGCUAUUGGUGCUUUUGGCUGUCUGCGAGCCCGCUCCAACUGGUUUGCACCCAUUACAGCUCUGCUGUGUAUCGAGAGAUUAUGGCGAGAUGUAUGGACUGCAGUGACCAGCGUGUACUAUGAUGUCCUCCACUAUCUUGAGGAAGGCAACUAUCUUGACAUUGCAGACCAAACACAUCUUUUCUGUUGCCAUUACACCUUUGUACCAAGACUUCAAGAUGACCUGGACAUUUUUCGAGAUGGCUGGGACAACCACCCCUUAAGAACAGAAGGCAACAUGACUCCGAACCAGCUGUGGGCAAUAGGACAUGUUUAUAAGCCAGUUCAGGAGCCCCAAAAUGAGGAGGUGUUGGACAUCCCAGAGAUUGAUUGGGAGAGCAGUGGGUUACCUCACAUUAGAAAUGCUGGAAUUCAUGUUCCUGCAACAGGCUGUCCACUUACAGCAGAGCAGUUUACAGCACUCAGAGACUUCAUUGACCCCAGAGCAACAUCACAGUCACGUGGUGCUGAUAUCUAUAUGGCUGCCGUGCAGUUCUGCCAGGCUCUUUUGGAGUAA
Trichomycterus rosablanca is the source of this 772-nucleotide messenger RNA. RefSeq lists its product as uncharacterized. Bases 17 to 772 code for a protein of 251 amino acids. Lineage: Eukaryota; Metazoa; Chordata; Actinopteri; Siluriformes; Trichomycteridae. The transcript has 3 exons. The record is from RefSeq and is a predicted model, not a curated record.